Molecule: messenger RNA, 1686 nt
Organism: Labrus bergylta (ballan wrasse)
Lineage: Eukaryota; Metazoa; Chordata; Actinopteri; Labriformes; Labridae
Product: adapter molecule crk
Biological process (GO): cell migration; signal transduction
Molecular function (GO): receptor tyrosine kinase binding; signaling adaptor activity
Source: RefSeq, a predicted model, not a curated record
GUAGAUGAUGAGGUCAACUUUUCCCCCAGAUCCGCCAUUUCAGUCCCGGAGUUUCUUGUUGCACCUUAGUUUUGAUUUUUUUAGUUUUAAUUUGUUAUUUUUAAACACCCACACGUUGGAGCGUUGGUGUCUGUUGUGAAACGGGAGUCCCGUCGACCUAAAAGCGUUGCCAAUGACUCGUAGAAGUUGCUAGGGCAACGGUAGUCAACCAAAAGUUUUUUGUAUGAGUCGCGGAUAAGGGAGAGGCUGCAGGGGGGGAAAGGCCUCAAGCCUCGGACUGGAUUUCGCAGCCAUGGCGGGUAAUUUCGAUGCCGAAGACCGCGGGAGCUGGUACUGGGGACGGCUGAGUCGCCAGGAGACCGUUUCCCUUCUCCAGGGUCAGAGGCACGGCGUUUUCCUGGUGAGGGACUCGACGACCAGUCCUGGAGACUACGUGCUGUCCGUGUCAGAGAACUCCAAAGUGUCCCAUUACAUAAUCAACAGCAUCAGCAACAACCGGCAGUCCGGUUCAGGUUUGGUUCCCCCUCGGUUUCGGAUCGGGGAUCAGGAGUUUGAGGCGCUGCCGUCCCUGCUUGAGUUUUAUAAGAUCCACUACCUGGACACCACCACACUAAUAGAGCCCAUAAACAAGUCCAAGCACACAGGGUUCAUCAGCUCCUGUGCUGGCAUCCCACAGCAGACCGAGGAGGCUGAGUUUGUACGGGCGCUCUUUGACUUCCCCGGCACUGACGAGGAGGACCUCCCCUUCCGCAGGGGGGACAUCCUGCGCGUCCUGGAGAAGCCCGAGGACCAGUGGUGGAACGCUGCUAACCAGGAGGGCCGAGCAGGGAUGAUCCCCGUCCCCUACGUGGAGAAAUACCGGCCUUCCUCGCCCACUGCUGCUGGCGGAGGUCCCCCUGUUGCGGGGACUGGACAAGGGGCGCCUGUUGGAGGGGUAGUGGGCAGCCCAGAUGGAACAGGGGCCCCAUCAGCAAACCCACUGGGGGACCCGGGCCAGUACGCUCAGCCUGUGGUCAACGCUCAGCUCCCUAACCUACAGAACGGACCUGUCUACGCCCGGGCCAUUCAGAAGAGGGUGCCCAACGCCUACGACAAGACGGCGCUCUCUCUGGAGGUUGGAGACAUGGUUAAAGUGACCAAGAUCAACGUGAACGGCCAGUGGGAGGGUGAGUGCAAGGGCAAAAGAGGCCACUUUCCCUUCACUCACGUCCGACUGUUGGAACAGCAGCAUCCUGACGACGAGAGCUGAGGAACACACCUGGCCUCGAGCAGGUCCCCCUUUCCUCUUUUGGUCAUUUUGUCAAGCUCGGAGAGGAAAAGGUUGAAACAAGCACACCGUGUAUAUGGACCUAUGAAUCAGUCAGAAGCUCCUGACUGCUGAUGCAAAGACAUGUUGGAUGAUGUUAUUUGAAGAGUUUACACUAAGGUCAGACUGAUAUCGGUUUGCCUCUAUUAGCUCUCUCCUAAAAAUUAGUCUGUUUGUGAUGAAUUCAACUCGUGCUAAAUCCACUGCUGACCACCAGCAGCUGUUAAGGUGGUCUCCUGAGCGGUCUUUAUACGUGGUAAAUGUAUGCAAAGUUGUUUGUUAACAUUGGUAACACACACCGUCUGUUAAAGCCUUUGUGUCUAAUGUCUAACUGAUGGGCAUCGUUUAAAUUAAACCAGUCUCAUUUUAAUCUCAAUUAA